GUUCACAAGUCCCUACCAGGCCUGCUCUAGGGGCACCAAUCUCUGCCCUUCGAGCCAUCCACCUCAGCAGGUUUCACCAUGAAGCGGAAGCCGUCAAGGAUUCGAGGAGUGGAAGGGACGAGGAAUUCCAAGCUUGUGUUCAACAUCGGACUGAAGAAGUCUCCUGAGGUUGUGGCGGAAAAGACGAUUGAUGCAAAGCCUUCACUCAAGCCCAAAAUGAAGAAAGCUCUGCAGGUGGAACUGACCUUACCAGGAGAAGGGAAAGACAGGAUGUUUAAUGCUUCCAAAAAGUUUGAAGGCAAAGUGAGUUUGGCCCUGCUAGAGUCUGCCUUGAAAGGAGAAGUAGUCAAUAAACCACAUGAUGCUGUGCAAGCUCUGGAUGUUAGAAUGAGACAUUUUUCUUCUCUUGGCAGGCACAGAGUGCCAUUCAUGAGAGCAAGGACCUGGAAUCAGACGUACAUCUGGCAGAAGUCGCCCAACUGGGAGCAUGCAAUUCGGGGCUAGAUAAUGAAGAAUCUGUUCUCUGCUGGAGGAUGAACUUAACAAAUUCAGGUCAAAAGUCAGGACAAUGCAUAGAAAUGUGCUACCUCAACCAGUGUCAUGCCACUCAGUGUACAACAUGGAUUCACCCCUAUCUGAUGCUCACCAUCUUCUAAGCAGAAUUGAUAGAGAUAGUCUACCAGAGACAAGGAUGUGUUACCAAUCUUCAAAUCAUCCUCUACAAGGGGACUCUGAUGUGAAAAGUUCUUGGUAUUUAUGUGAUGCCAAGUAUUGACUAAACUCGCAUUGUCUCUCUUUCUGAUUUUAUUGUGUGUUUUUUUUGUUGUUAUUGUGUUUUUUUAUAAGUGAGAAAAUGUGUAUUUUUAAUGUAUUUGAUGAUGACUUUAUGUAUAUCCAAGCAGCAGGUCCAAGCUAUUUGACAAUUUAAUGAAUAUGAAUUAUUUGUUCAUUGAUGGAUGCUUUUACUAAGUAGGGCAUUAUUACUCGGUUAUUUACAAUUAUUUUUGAGGCUUCGAAUUAGGAUGGUGUGGUAAUUAGGCCUGAACAUUAUUUUAAUUAACUUAGUUGCAAAUUUCUCUUAAUUUGAAGUUAGUAUUUGCAUUUAUUUUGUGUUGACAAUUCUGCAAAAGUGGCUCCAAAGGUUUUCCAGAGUUUUUCCUGAUUGUGUUUUAUCUCCUUUUUUUUUUUUACCGUGGAUCUACUUGUAGAAUUGUUCAGCACCCCCACCCCAGAAAUUUUUACACAAUGCCCUUAUUCUUCCAUAAAUAUUACAUGUAUAUUGAUAUUUUCCAUUAAUAAUUACAUGAAGAAAGUUCAUAAAAGUUUAUUAGUUGCUAAAUUAGAGAUAAAGGGUGUUUCAAAUGCACAGAAUACUAUGCAUUUUCUUUUAUUAAAUUUCAACCUAUUUGAUUAGGCCUAUCAGCAGCAAUUAAAGUUUGUAUUAAAUCAUUUAAUAAUUUUCUCUUCAUUUUUAUGUAUCAAAAUAAUUUUAGUAUCAAUUAGCAUACAUGAUGAAAUGUGUUUUUUUCAUAGGAAUUAGUAAUGUUAACUUAAAACAACAUAAUAGGUCCAGGUAUACUUACAGUACAUUUCUUUUUUAUGGGCAGAAUAUGAGAAGAAUUAAACUAAACCCCUUUACAAAAAGUUGAUGCAUGAAUUGUGAAAAUUGUAAUCGAUUCAAGUGCAAACUCUUGGGUCAACGUGGAUGUCAACAACUUCUCCAUGCAUUAAUUUCAUCUCAUUUAGAUUAUUUUAUUUAAUUAUUUUUGGACUUCCUAGACAGAUAUUAGCAAAGCAGAAUACAAGCUCUUCAAGCUCCAGUAGAUUCCUUACUUUGACAUCUAGAAUGACCUCUAUCACAUGUUCUCUUCAAAGAGCCCAUUUUAAACUAGUAUACUCGUCCAUCGGGCUCCAUAUCAACCCUACAAAAAUUUGAGGAAAAUUCCCUCUAUC
Lytechinus variegatus (green sea urchin) is the source of this 1953-nucleotide messenger RNA. RefSeq lists its product as uncharacterized. The transcript is spliced from 4 exons. NCBI's taxonomy places the organism in Eukaryota, Metazoa, Echinodermata, Echinoidea, Temnopleuroida, Toxopneustidae. Bases 79 to 504 code for a protein of 141 amino acids. The record is from RefSeq and is a predicted model, not a curated record.